GCAGUGUGACGCACAGGUGAGAGAGAGAGAGACAGAGAGAGAGAGACAGAGAAAGAAAGACAGAGAGACAGAGAAAGAAAGACAGAGAGAGGCUACUGUCGCAUCCUGUAGUACCAUUUCCAUGGUCUGGCUGCAUCUGGUGGAUUUGACUAAACAAUUUGAAAUUUGAAUCUAUUUACACAUCACUACCUUUUUGUGGAUACAAUUUGGUCCUUUUCCUGGACUUACACACAGGUCACCUCAUUCUUCACCUUCUAUAAACUACCUUCCUAGAUCUGGUUCAUGAUGGUGAAGAGGCUUGCGUUCCCUCUACUGAUAGCUUCUGCUCUGGCAUUCAUGGUCUACGCCAUCUUCACAUUACCCAGGUCACAGCCAGGCAACCACCAGGACCACCAGGACCACCUGCACCUCUAUCCACACCACAUCUCUGACCAGUCCAUCACGCCUAUCAACGACACCAAACACUUCAUGGUGGGGGCCUACAAGGAACAUCGUUUGGAGGGAAGCUCCAUACGCAUCAUCAGUAUCUUCAGACGAGACUCUGUCCAGCCUCUGUACUGUGUGUUCUACUGUGGGACUCACUGGGCUAAUGGAAUGAAGGCUGAAGUCCAGAUGCACUCUGAUCACUUUGGUUUCCGCUUCGUGACGACCGACGUCCUUUGUCCGAAUGUUCCCGGCUGUAACCCGUCGCACGUGACCCUCGCCACACAAGCUGACACCGGGCUCGCUCAGAACCAAACCUUCCUCCGCAUCCAGAACCUUGUGAAAAGGGAGGAAGAGAAGUUUCAGUUCAACUUCACUGUCUGUUGGUCCAAUUUAUUUGCCGAUUAUAACAACGUGCUUCAGGUCACCCAGACUCUGGAGAUGUACAAGCUGUUGGGAGUGCAGCAUGUUGUGGUGUAUAACACCAGCUGUGGAUCAGACCUGGAUAGACUGCUACAGAGUUACACACAGGAGGGCUUUGUGGAGGUGGUGCCCUGGCCUAUCGGCAAAUACAUGAACCCGUCCCGUGGGUGGCAGCCCAGUGAACAUGGAGGGGACAUCCACUACUAUGGCCAGUUGACCACUCUAAAUGACUGUGUCUACAGACACAUGUAUCAGUCACGCUAUGUACUGCUGAACGACAUCGAUGAGAUUAUAGCUCCAUACCAGCAUCAAACCCUGCCCCAGAUGAUGGAUGUACUUCAGAGGCAAAACCCAAAGGCCGAAGUGUUCCUCAUAGAGAACCACAUCUUUCCUAAGUCCCAGUUUGAGCCCAGUGGAAGGUUUGAACUGCCCCGCUGGAGAAAUGUUCCAGGGAUCAACAUCAUGGCGCACAUCUACAGAGAGGAGCCAGACUAUCGCAUCUCCCACCCCUUCAAGAUGAUAGUACGGCCCAGGGCAGUGGAGCAGACGUCGGUCCACUCUGUCUAACAACCCUUCUGUGUCUCUGACCCCAGGACAGUGGAGCAGACGUCGGUCCACUCUGUCUAACAACCCUUCUGUGUCUCUGACCCCAGGACAGUGGAGCAGACGUCGGUCCACUCUGUCUAACAACCCUUCUGUGUCUCUGACCCCAGGACAGUGGAGCAGACGUCGGUCCACUCUGUCUAACAACCCUUCUGUGUCUCUGACCCCAGGACAGUGGAGCAGACGUCGGUCCACUCUGUCUAACAACCCUUCUGUGUCUCUGACCCCAGGGCAGUGGAGCAGACGUCAGUCCACUCUGUCUAACAACCCUUCUGUGUCUCUGACCCCAGGACAGUGGAGCAGACGUCGGUCCACUCUGUCUAACAACCCUUCUGUGUCUCUGACCCCAGGACAGUGGAGCAGACGUCAGUCCACUCUGUCUAACAACCCUUCUGUGUCUCUGACCCCAGGACAGUGGAGCAGACGUCAGUCCACUCUGUCUAACAACCCUUCUGUGUCUCUGACCCCAGGGCAGUGGAGCAGACGUCGGUCCACUCUGUCUAACAACCCCUCUGUGUCUCUGACCCCAGGACAGUGGAGCAGACGUCGGUCCACUCUGUCUAACAACCCUUCUGUGUCUCUGACCCCAGGACAGUGGAGCAGACGUCAGUCCACUCUGUCUAACAACCCUUCUGUGUCUCUGACCCCAGGACAGUGGAGCAGACGUCAGUCCACUCUGUCUAACAACCCUUCUGUGUCUCUGACCCCAGGGCAGUGGAGCAGACGUCGGUCCACUCUGUCUAACAAUCAUUCUGUGUCUCUGACCCCAGGACAGUGGAGCAGACGUCGGUCCACUCUGUCUAACAACCCUUCUGUGUCUCUAACCCCAGGACAGUGGAGCAGACGUCGGUCCACUCUGUCUAACAACCCUUCUGUGUCUCUGACCCCAGGGCAGUGGAGCAGACGUCGGUCCACUCUGUGCUGCGUAACUUCGGGCAGACAGUGAAGGUUCCUCCUAACGUGUGUCAUAUCAUCCAUGUCAGAGUUCCCCUACGAGGAGGACUGACC
Oncorhynchus kisutch (coho salmon) is the source of this 2457-nucleotide messenger RNA. RefSeq lists its product as uncharacterized. The record is from RefSeq and is a predicted model, not a curated record. NCBI's taxonomy places the organism in Eukaryota, Metazoa, Chordata, Actinopteri, Salmoniformes, Salmonidae. Gene Ontology annotation, molecular function: glycosyltransferase activity. The transcript is spliced from 8 exons. Gene Ontology annotation, cellular component: cytoplasm. The coding region runs from base 283 to 1413 and encodes 376 amino acids.